AAACCUUAUAAGAAAGGGAUUAUUAGGCAUAUACAAAUAUUUUAAUAAGUAGAUACUUAUAUAUUUAUCUAAAUAUAUAAAUAAAUAUAUAUAAGUACAGAAGAGGAUGCAGGUAUCCAUAAAUAACCUUGAUGCCAAAGUAGAUAAUAAUAACCAAAUUUUUCUUCAACCACAAGAGACUAAAGUGAAUGAGAAUAAUAAUGUUGUGCCAUCUCAACUAAAUGGCCUCGCAUCCGAUGAUUCUUAUAACUACUUAACUAUUCCCUAUGUUCUAAAUAUUCAACAGGAAGAUAAUCUUUCAAUAGACAUUAUCAAGUUAUAUCAAGAACUAUUGCCAACUAAAGAGAGUCAUGAUAGACGUGUUAAAUUUGUUGAUUUAAUGGAACGUUUAUUAAAUAAUGAAUGGCCAGAUCAUGAUAUUAAAGCUAAUGUGUUUGGUUCUUCAGUAAAUGAUCUCGGUACAAGUACAUCUGACGUUGAUCUAUGCAUUACAACGCCUUGGAAUGGUCUACGUAACAUUAGAAUACUGGCAAAAUUAUUUCGAAGAUGUGGAAUGCAGCAUGUCGUUUGUGUUCCUCGAGCAAAAGUACCUAUAGUUCGUUUAUUUGAUCCAGAGUUGCAACUUUCGUGUGACAUUAAUGUAAAUAAUACACUGGCACUACAAAAUACAAAAAUGAUCAAAACGUAUGUUGCAUUGGAUCCGCGUGUAAGACCAUUGAUGAUGACAAUAAAACAUUGGACAAAACAACGGGUAUUAAAUGAUGCAGCCAAUGGAGGUACAUUAUCAUCAUAUACUUGGACUUGCAUGAUUAUUAAUUUCUUACAGCAACGAGAACCACCUAUCCUUCCUGUACUACAUUUAAUUGAAAAUGAGAAUAAGAAGGAUGAUUAUUUUUAUGACGAUGUGGAUAAAUUGAAAGGAUUUGGAUCAAAAAAUCAUGAAAGUUUAGGUGGAUUAAUGUUUGCAUUCUUUCGUCGAUUUGCUAUAGAAUUUGAUUAUAAUACACAAGUAGUCUCAGUUAGACAAGGACGUUAUUUAACAAAACAAGAGAAAGGAUGGGAUACAGGUCGAAAUAAGUUUAGUUUAUGUGUAGAGGAGCCAUUUAACGUGAGUCGUAAUUUGGGGAAUUCAGCAGAUAUUACUUCUGUACGAGGUUUACGUAAUGAAUUUCAACGAUUUUUAGAUUUAUUAUUAGCUGGAGAAAGUUUAGCAACCAUCCUUACACCUUAUCAACCUUUACUUUUUAAUAAAACCAUCAAUCCUAACUCUUCUUUUACCACCGCUACUUCUGAAAUACCCUCCAACAACAACAGCAACAAUGUCCUUUCAUUAACUUUACCUAAUGAUACUCGAAAUUCUUCAUUAUUUUUACCAUUACAUCCUUUUUCCAACUAUAACAAUUUAUCAAUGGCAGCAGCACAUCCAUAUGAUCGACGAAGGAGUAUGGUGGAUGGUAUCUAUUCUUAUCCUUCAUCCAUGUUGUCUGAUUCAUAUUCAACCCUGAAUCCCCACCAUAUACACCCUCUUCAUAAUAUAUCAUCAUCAAACACAUUUCAUCCUCGAUUUAGUUCACCACAAGUUUUGGAUUCAAUUCUUAAAGGUCGAAAUUCUAGACAUGGAAGCCAUCCAUUAUCCCCUGUUCCAUCUACGUUAUUAUCUAUGCUAAAUAUAAAAGCAAAUUAUGGUACAGAUCAGUCUGUAGAUAAGAUUUUCGCAAGAUAUCAUAAAACGCGAUCCUCUCCUCAACCAUCAGAAACAAAAUCGUACAAUAAAAGAACACAAAAUGGUUAUCGAUAUAAUAAAGGAGGAUUAAAUCAUCAUCAUGAACAACAACGGAAACCAAAGCAUCGAUUGAGUACUGCAGAAUGGCCAACUAUUUCUACUAGUACAUCAACGCCUAACAGUAGUAGUGAUAGUGUUAAGUUGUUGACAUUAGAUAAGAAUUCUAAAGCAUCAUAUUCAGCUGAGCAACCACAGCGUUCGAGACGAUGGUCAACAAUUAAAAAACCACAGUUACCAGAACAAACGCCUACUACUACUGCUACUACUACUACUGUUACACCUGAAGUGUCUAAAAAGCGAACAUUGGCUGAAAUCGUAAAAAUCCAUACACCAUCGUCACCGCCACCACCACCACCAUCAUCAUCAUCAUCAUCAGCACCACCACCACGAACUGUUUCAACUAGUACAUCAAUGACAAGUAACAAAAGUCGAAAUAAUAGAAAAUUAAAAAAUAAUACUAAUAAUGGUAGUCAUAAACCAUCUAAUAAUAGACGAAAAAAGAAACCUUCUUCUAAAUCAAAUACUUAGAUUGUACAUAAAAAGAAAAAAAAAAUUAUUUUAUUUUAUUUUUAUAUAAUUAUGCAUAUAAAAUAACAAGC
Cokeromyces recurvatus is the source of this 2382-nucleotide messenger RNA. RefSeq lists its product as uncharacterized. Gene Ontology annotation, molecular function: nucleotidyltransferase activity. The record is from RefSeq and is a predicted model, not a curated record. NCBI's taxonomy places the organism in Eukaryota, Fungi, Mucoromycota, Mucoromycetes, Mucorales, Mucoraceae. The transcript has 6 exons. The coding region runs from base 107 to 2311 and encodes 734 amino acids. Gene Ontology annotation, biological process: RNA 3'-end processing.